Messenger RNA from Maylandia zebra (zebra mbuna), 1808 nucleotides. It is a transcript of the gene smim12, whose product is annotated as small integral membrane protein 12. The record is from RefSeq and is a predicted model, not a curated record. Lineage: Eukaryota; Metazoa; Chordata; Actinopteri; Cichliformes; Cichlidae.
CCCUAAAUAUUUGAGUGUUUGUAGGCAGGCACAAAAGCUCGGUGAAUGUAUGUUGUGCUCUGAAUUAUCAUUCCUCGAGCUGUCUUUUUGAAGUAAACAGAAAGCACACUAGCCGGUAGCAGCUCUCAGUUUUCUUACAUGACUUUCGCACGCACCUGGGAUCCCAGAGCUGCAUGCAGUCAUGUGGCCUGUAGUGUGGACAGCGUUGCGGACCUAUGCUCCGUAUGUCACCUUCCCUGUGGCUUUUGUGGUCGGAGCAGUGGGCUAUCACCUGGAAUGGUUCAUCAGGGGCACCCCCAAAUCCAGAGAGGAAGAGAAAGGCAUCCAGGAACUGAGGGAAGAAAGAAAGCUGCAGGAGCAAGUGGGCAUGGACAGCACAAAGGUGCUGAGCCUCAAAGAGAAACUGGAGUUCACACCUAAAGCGGCUCUGAACAGGAACCGACCUGAAAAGAGCUAAUCCCCUGUUUCUGUGAUAGACUUGCGUUUGACCUUUUUUUUUCAGCUGGAGGACUGUGCACUGAGAGCAGAAGAGAGGGUGAUCAUUGAAUCAUACAUUCUUCCUUAUUCAGCUCAGCUCCACUCUCAUGGAAAUCCACAGCAAAAACUUGCCUGGGUGAACACUGGGAAACUUUUAGUAGCUUGAAUAUAAUUAUUUCUUCUACAUAAUCAAAGGCUGUACCAAAUUCUCCAAUCAUCUACUUGAUGGUGCAUGUGCAUGCUUUUUAUCAAUAACUUAAGCCAUCCACUGUCAUUAGAACACCUUAUUGUAGAACCUUUGAGUGUUCAGUCUUUAAUCUGACAAAGUUUUAUGUGAUUUGAAAACAGACUUGGAUGGAUUACAUACAUCUGGUUGUGCCAGUAUGGUAAAUGUAUAUAAUUGCGACUUUGUUAUUAAGUCACUCAAAUGUCAUUUGUCAUUCCACGACCAGUUUUCAUGUUACAGACCUGUCUGGGUUUUUGGGGGUUUUUACUCCUUUUGAUCAUUUCUGUUUAUAGAGACAGGAAGUCCGGCUGUCAUAAAAGAAGAGAAGAACGACAGGACUUUGCUGGAACCUUUGAUGAUAUGUGACAGAACAUAAGCCAGCAUUGUGGGCGGUCUCCCAGGAUGUUUAAGCUGCUUAGUUGUAUUGUCUGGAACCAUGUGCUCAAUACUUUCAUUUUAGAAAGUCUGGAUUUGCACACUUUAAAAAAACAAAACAAAACAGUAAUAAUAAUAGUCCUGCUGAAAAAAUGUGAUAAAGAAGUUUGUGUGCUCCAGGUGUUUCCUUGAGUGAUGUUUCAGUAAAUUUUUACAGCUUCUAUUUGGGAAUUAUCAAAAAGGAGCUUUCAUGAAGUUAGUUAAUUCUUACUUUAAAAAAGAAGAAGAAAGAAAACACUUGAACUCUGUCUGUGUCAGCGCUGUUUCACGUUCAGUUCUGAGCAACUGUGUCGAACCUCUUUUUGUGAAACAAUGCUUCUGCCAGUGGCGGAAAGUAACUUAAAAGUCAAAGGAAGGAAGUAAUGACUCCACUCGUUCAGCUUCAAGGGGGAAAUUAUUAUGCUGGGAAACCAUUAACUGAUUCACCUUUGGAAUUUAGCCCUUGUGCUAUUUGGCCAUCUUAAAUCGAUUAAAGGAAAGAGCGAUCCACUUGAAACAAGACUUUUUAUUCUCUGGUUUAAAAACGUAAACUUUAACAAGUAUAAUGUUUCUAAUACUGUAAAUAUAUAAACAGCUUUUAGCAAAUUUCUAGAGAUAAUUGCAUGUAAAAAUGUCAACUUCCCAUUCAUCAAUUUUCUUCCACUUACCUGAAUAAAGGUUGUGAAGGACA